Aureobasidium subglaciale EXF-2481 is the source of this 2211-nucleotide messenger RNA. RefSeq lists its product as uncharacterized. NCBI's taxonomy places the organism in Eukaryota, Fungi, Ascomycota, Dothideomycetes, Dothideales, Saccotheciaceae. The record is from RefSeq and is a predicted model, not a curated record. Bases 1 to 2211 code for a protein of 736 amino acids. The transcript has 3 exons.
AUGGUAUCAUCAAUUUUCCAGUCCCGAAAGGCUUCUGGACAAUCAAAUCGCAGUACUGGCUCUCCAGCGGCAUCUCCGAUCAUUGAGAAGACCGGGGGUUUGUCCCCUUCGGACACAUCGGACCCCGUCUCAUCCAACCCUGUUUCUAUGGAUGGAAAAGACGAGAGGAAGAGUCGCCGCAAGUCAUGGCUCGGACGAAGCAAGAGCACCGAGAAGGUGGCGCAAGAGCCUGCAGCAUGGAUCCUCAAUCAUCCGGAAAGACUUCCCUACGACACCACUCUUAUAACGGAUAACAACCAACCGCUGGAUGUGUGGGACGACUCCGGUGAUUGUGAUGUGCAUAUAUUCCCAAGGACCUCCAGUCAAGGCCCUUCCUUCCGAAUUGACUCGACCAUACUGGCUUCAUCCAAACUGUUGUCCGAUCUGAUUCUACCUCUCGAAACAGACCUUAGUACUUGGGGAGGAGGUGUUGUACGAAUCGCAAGAGUACCUACUGAUUGCUUUGCGACUCCAGGGGUCUCCUCCACGCGUCCUGGAGAGUUCAACACGCCUUCUAUAGACCCUAAGCACGGAUCGAGGUGCUGGAUUCUCAUGCCUGCCACAUCUCAGGCACUGCGAAGUGACUACGAGAACAUUAUUGCAGUGCGUAACCUCUUCGGCUUUUUAACCAACCGGCCGCUUGUUGCCACGCGCGCGCAUCCGACUGUUGUUUCCGUGUUCGUAAAACUGGCAGAGACACUUACGCGUUUCGGUUUCUCCAAUCUCGACGGCUCUACAUUUGGCGAGAUCGCAACGUCUUGUUUCGAUAGCUACGUAGAUGAGUUCGAUUUGACAGAUGUGAGAUACAGCAACGAAAAAACUAUCCAAGGCAUCCUCCUAGGGGAGCGUUUGAAGAACGUCAAGUUAUACAACGAGGCAUUUACACAUGCUGUCGGAAAGCAUGACGAGCUCUUUCGAUUUGGCAGCCCAGAACUCGGACUCAUGAGCCCUAUAACUUUCAACAGAUUGAAUCGCGCAGCAAUGAAUCUGGAGAAGCGUACGGCCAGCGUUCGACAUACCUUGAAAGACUUCGAUUUUCCGCAGAUCUUCUCGGGCACUCUGAACAGCAAGACAGUGGAUGAGCGCAAGGACGUCGAUUUCGAUCUCUUGCGAAACUCAUUCUUCUCAACUCGACGAUUUGUUCUCUCAUUUUACAAGGCUCAUUAUGGUUCGUGGCCACCGAAAGCUUCCAAGGAGAAUGAGCUCGAGACCAACGGUCUCAAUCGGAUUGUGUGCCAAAAUCUGUACCAUGAUUUUUGUGCUGUAUACGAUCUCUUGGUAGAUCGGUCGAGCCUCACGAAUCGUACUGCAGACAGUGUUUUGAUUGAUGACAAGGACGUUGACUUGCCAGCAAUACGAGCCCUCCGUGCGGUGUUGAGCGAGUAUGAUCGCUCUACACCACCUGUUCGCCCGCCCAUCCCGUUCGAUUUACCAAUCAUCCCGUCGUUAAGACAGACGCGCUCCGGCAAUGGGUGGUCCGACUCGAAGAGGGAAAUUAAGGCUAUUUCGAAGAAGCUGAAAGAUGAUGACAUUGCCGAAAUUAUGACCGCUUCGCAUAACACAGACGUCCCGCCUUCUCCGUUCUUGAAUUCCUUUAGGGAGAUUGAGCGUAAGGCUGCGAGGCAUUGCACUAUCAAGGAGCUAUCGGAGCUAAGAAUAGGUCAAUGGCUUUUCGUAUACGCCGUUCUGCAAACCUUGCCAAUGGUAGUUGUCGACGGGCCUCAGCUUCGAUACACUCAAGAAGUCGAGUACUUCUUGUGUGAACCUCCCAGCUUCGGAGUGCCCUGGGUCACGGAGGAUGCCCUACGCGAUACCAGCAACACAAGAUCGACCAGAGCAGGGGAUGUAUCCUGCCUUCCUGCUGACACCAUCCAUCACGGAACUGAGGGGAUAUACUUUCGGAGCCACUGCUGGCAGAUGGCGAAGCAAUGGACCACUGGCAAUACAGUCCUGUAUGAAGCUGUUGAGGUGGAAACUCAAGAACGGUCCUACAAAAGCAGUAGCCCUGCUAGCAGCAUCCAAGAUCGAAAGGCUGUGCAUCUCAGUCCUGACUCGGCGCAGACUCCGUCUGAUGGCAAGCACCGAUCAAGACCAGUCAGUAUUUAUGAUCCGAACUUGACUUUUGAUUCGAUAUUAGGCAGCAACGCGUCCAGCUCAAAAGCCCAGAAAUAG